ACACUGAAUACACUUCCUUAUCUGAGGCGGAGACGCCGAGGAAGAAGCUGUCAAAACACUGCAAGGCCCUCUGAGUGGGCAUUUAAACAUGACUUGGUUAUUGUCCAAAUUUGCAACUAACAUUCAUUUAAUAUGCUGUUAAGAUCAGUGGUCAUCCCACAUGUUCUACCAAAACCAAAUGACUUGCUUUCUUCUGUGGAAAAUGGACGAAGAUAAUCUGAGAAAUGUUCAUGUAAUGGAAGUCAAUGGGAACCACAAUUAUUUGGUUGGUGUGUCUCUCCAUUUCCUUCACGGGAGUACUUAAACAUCUGCAAUGACUCAGCCUGAGCAUCUCAAUGUGAGCCCCUGGGGCUUGUCUGAGUUUUUGGUCCAGAGGAGGUUGCUUGGUUUUGGGGCGCUGCUGGCCUGGAUGGUCUUGUUCCACCUGCUGAUCAAUGUUUGGCUCUUGUGUUUCUUCACAAGCCUCUUAGUGGUCUUAGGUGGUUGGCUUGGUUCCCAAGUUGUCCUGGACUCAGACAGCGUUGUUCACCUAGAGCACUUUGUUAGGCUGAAGGAGAUCCCUCACAGUGCCGAGAGCGAACAACAACUGGAAGAUGAGAUCCAGAAGACAGUUGGCAAGAUCAUACGUGAUUUUGUCACCUCAUGGCACAGCACCGUUUCCAAAGAAAAAGAGUUUGAGGAUGAGGUGCACAAUGCCAUGAUCUCAAUGGCAUUGGAGCUGAAGGGUCGAGUGGCAAGAGUUGAUAGGAAAGCUUUAUCUCAGAGGGUUUUAGACCUAUGUGGAUGUCACCUUCAGUGUUAUUUGAGUGCCAAGGAAGCCGUUAAACAUCAAGAGGUGGAAAAAGGUGAAGAUCUCUGGGAGGCGUACAGCAAACUCUGCCCUCCUCAUCCCGCUCUUCAGAGCUCUGCUGUCGAGGUGAAUUACGUACGGGCAAUUGUAGAUCUGCUUCUCCAUGCUCUUGUACCUCCUCCACAUUUAGAAACCCGAACAGGUCGAUUUGUGGUUGGCGAACUUAUAAUGUGCAACGUUCUGCUGCCUUUAAUUGCAAAACUGUCAGACCCGGACUGGCUAAACAUGAUGAUUGUAAGCAUCUUCACAAAAUCCAGCGAACCAGCACCAGAACCAGAACCAGCAGAAGUUCACGCUCCACCACAAGUCCUAUCUCCUCAAGAAAACACACUGCAAGAGCUUGAAAUUCCUUGCGUUCUGUCCCUAAAAGUCACCCCAGAGACCCCUACAGCAACGGAGGCCCCAACACCAGAACUUGCAGCUUAUGAUGUCUUUGACUCCGCUGAUCUUUAUUCCCCACACAACCUGGAGGAAGACGAACCACGGUCGACCAAACCAUUUCCAUUGGGUUUUAGCCCCAGGGAUUAUCUGAGACUCGGUAAACCCAAUCCAUUCUAUCAAGAAACCGACUCUGAUUUGGAAUCUCCUCUAACGGAUUUCAAGCAGAGCUCCCUAGAUACGCUGGCUCAGAUUGGUUCAGAGGAGACCCUUUCUGAAAGUCUUGCAGAAUUCAACUCUCCGGCUGACGCUGGGUUAGACCUCGAGGAUGAACUUCCAACUUACACCAAUAAUACGACAGAGAAGGAGCUAUCAGUACGUUCCACAAGUGUGUUUGAGGAAGAGCCAUCAAGCUUUUGCACUCUCCAGUCGCUGGAGAAGAGCAACUCGAUUGCAGACCAGCCAGGCCUGGUGUACCCCAGUGAGCUGGCUUUGACUGCACCCGUCCAGGCUUCUUCACCAGCUGGGAUGGCAUCGCUGGCACCUUUUAACUUCGAGCCCCUCAGCAGCCCAGAGGGUCCGGUCAUUAUCCAGAACCUCCGCAUCACUGGCACCAUUACUGCUAAGGAGCACCGAGGCACUGGCUCACAUCCCUACACUCUCUACAGCAUAAAGUAUGAGACAGCCAUUGACUCUGAGAAUCCUGAAUCCUUGCAGCCCAUGGCCUAUCACACCGUCAGCCGACGCUACAGCGAAUUCCUCAACCUUCAGACCCGUUUAGAGGAGAAACCAGAAUUACGCAAGAUUCUUAAAAAUGUGAAAGGACCAAAGAAAAUAUUUCCUGAGCUUCCAUUUGGAAACAUGGACUGUGACAAAGUCGAGGCCAGGAAAGGUCUUUUGGAAACAUUCCUUAGACAACUUUGUGCCAUUCCUGAAACAGCCAACAGUGAGGAAAUACAAGAAUUUCUCGCUCUAAACACUGAUGCUAGAAUUGCCUUUGUGAAGAAACCCUUCAUUGUUUCACGCAUAGACAAGAUUGUGGUGAAUGCUAUAGUGGACACCCUGAAGACGGCCUUCCCUCGCUCAGAUCCACAGAGUCCUACUGAUGAAAUUGACGCAGAGCCUGAUGGAAAAUCCUCGACUGACAAGAAAUCCAAGUCUCGAAUGAGGUUCUCUAGUAAAAUUGCCCCUGCUCUUAACGUGUCUGACAUGAAACCCAAAGUGCUUUACUGCUUUGAUGAAAGCAGCUCUGUUUUCAAUGGCUUCUCUUUGAAUGAGCUGGAGAGCUUCAUCUCAGAGAAGGAGCGUUGUGAAGCUAAAACAGGGUUUGAUGCUGAUGCAGAGAGAAGUGGAGCACCUAAAUGGGAAAUAAAAACAUGCACAUGUGCCAAAGCACAGCUACAGAAUGCACCCGCCUUCAGUGAUUCUGCUAGUAAGAUGGCUUUAUCUGACCAGGCCCUGGAUAUCCUGUGUGUGCUCAUGAAGAAUCAGUGGAGCUGGCUCUGCACAGAGAACAUCCAGAGGGCCAUCAGACUGCUGUUUGGGACCCUCAUUGAAAGGUGGCUGGAGGUGGGUGUUGUUAACCUGACCUGUACGCAGUAUUGGGUGAUUUAUCUGCGGGUGCUGCAGGAGGCCAUCUGGCCUGGAGGAAGUCUUCCGCCUCAACCCAGACCCCAACGCAGCCAGCAGCAGAAAGACGAGAGCAGAGCACAGGCUCUGCAGUGCCUUAUGAAUCUACUGCCAGAUCUGAUCUCUGAUAUGCUGGGCUCUGAGAAGUACAAGACAUCUUGGCUGACGGUUGUGGAUUCUUUUCAGGACCCCACCAUAAACAGGCAUCUUGUGUACUGCAUCUGGGAUCUGCUAAUUGAAUUUCUCGUCCCUGAGGCGUCUGAUGGAGACUUUCAGAAAACACUUCUACACAGCCUGUCCAAAAACGCUGAGAAGCUGCCACCAUAGGUGUUCUUGGGGUGGACUGGAAACACUGAACUCACUUGUAUAUAUACAUGCAUAUAUACAUAUCACAUACAAACGUGUGAUAAGUUAAAGCGUUAGACAGGAAAAUGUAAUCAAGAAAGUGUGAAUUUGGAUUCAUGACAGCCUGUGUCUGGCACUAAUUUGGUCUCCCUAUUUCUGGGACACAUGCGCACAUCCGGGCAGACAUUGAUUAAUGGCCACCUGUUUUGUGUUUUAUCAAACCACAAGUCCAAUCUCUAAAGCUCGACAUACCGGAUCUGAAUUAGUCGCAGGUUCUCCAACUUUUAUCCACCUUGUUCCUGCUUCAGCUUUGGGCAAAGCUCUUACAGAUGGACUGCGCAGAUCAUUUCUGCACUAUCCUAUUAUGUGUUUCCGGCCUUUCGGUCUUGAUAUACCUUGACUUAACACACAUUCCCUUCUUUUGCACAUAUGCACUUGAUCAUUUUGCUUCUAGCCUUUUUCAGAGAUGAUUUAAGAGGCUGUUAUCAACCUUAUCUCUCGAAGUAAGAGAGCCUGUUCUUCAACAAGUUUCCUUUUUUAAGUAUCCAAUUCAUCACAUCUGUGUCUGUUGUCACAGUAAUGCUGUAUGUUCUUUGCGUGCUUUCAGCCAACCUGUGAAGCCUUUAAGUGUAAGUUCUCUAUUCACAACCUCUAAUUAAGUGGUUGGAUGCCUCUAAGGAAAAAGAAAAGGUCAUGUUGAUUCAGCAAAAAUG
Carassius carassius (crucian carp) is the source of this 3915-nucleotide messenger RNA. RefSeq names its product sorting nexin-19-like. The coding region runs from base 314 to 3184 and encodes 956 amino acids. The transcript is spliced from 12 exons. The record is from RefSeq and is a predicted model, not a curated record. Gene Ontology annotation, molecular function: phosphatidylinositol binding. Gene Ontology annotation, cellular component: early endosome membrane; intracellular membrane-bounded organelle. Lineage: Eukaryota; Metazoa; Chordata; Actinopteri; Cypriniformes; Cyprinidae.